Molecule: messenger RNA, 549 nt
Organism: Rhagoletis zephyria (snowberry fruit fly)
Lineage: Eukaryota; Metazoa; Arthropoda; Insecta; Diptera; Tephritidae
Source: RefSeq, a predicted model, not a curated record
AUGGAUAUUGACUACGACUUGUACGACUACAAACUAGUAAAGUUUCUUGAAGAGUCUGUCGACGUGGUCCUGCCACAUGUCAUCGACAUAGUUUACAAAGAUUGGGUCUACUUCAAUACUAAACUGGGUGUCUGCGAAACACGUUUUCCACCUCCGCCAUACGGAGCCAUAAAGAGCAAAUAUUUAUUUAAAAAACUGAUUGAAAAAUCAGAAGCACCCGCAAAUUGGGAAUCAUAUGAAAUCGAAAUUGUCGGUCAUGCAAAAUCGUACAAUGAAGCACUUGAGCGACUACAAGAAUUAAGGAAGAAACCAUUUGCUUUCACUGACAAUGAAAAUGCUUCCAAGAAAUCCGAAGCUAUGAAACGAGAACUUCAACGCCGGGCAAACGCUGCAGCUUUGAAUGAAAAGAAAGCAGACGAACACUUUAGUGAUAAUGUUUGUUCUUUGAGCGAAAUAGAGACAGAGGCGGAUGAACCAUCCUCAAGCAAAAGGAAAGAUAAACAAUUUAUUUCCAAAUUUAAGAAUCCAAAUCGAAAAAGUAAGAAUUGA